Molecule: messenger RNA, 1432 nt
Organism: Diospyros lotus (date-plum)
Lineage: Eukaryota; Viridiplantae; Streptophyta; Magnoliopsida; Ericales; Ebenaceae
Product: metalloendoproteinase 4-MMP-like
Exons: 1
Coding region: 200-1276 (358 amino acids)
Biological process (GO): proteolysis; collagen catabolic process; extracellular matrix organization
Cellular component (GO): extracellular matrix
Molecular function (GO): zinc ion binding; metalloendopeptidase activity
Source: RefSeq, a predicted model, not a curated record
AUAUAUAUCAAACUUCACGAAACACCACAUCGGAAAACAUUGUUUUAUUCGUUAUUAUUUAUGUUCAUAUGUUGUAAUCAUAUAUCUUAUAUCUUAUAUAUAUAUAAAUACAAGCCUCGAUUAAACAAUAAAAGCAUACUCCUCCCUUAAUUUCCCCAACGGCUCGAAUCCCAAUAUACGUUUAACUGCCAGCCAGCCCAUGUUUCCGUUUUUCAGUUAUCAAGGAUUCGUCAGUUCGGCCUUCCCCUUCUAUCUUCUCUUCCUCUUCUUCUUUCCUUCUUUUCCCGCCAGGACUCUAACGGUCCCGUCAACAGAACUAACUACUGUCGCCGCCGGAAACGAAAAGUGGCGGGACUUCGCCAGGUUCCUGGACGCCAGCCGGGGCAGCAACGUCACCGGCAUGGCCCAGCUCAAGAAGUACUUCCAGCGGUUCGGGUACCUCAACCCAGUUCCCGAGUCGGAGCUCACCGAUUCGUUCGACGACCGCUUCGAGUCCGCAGUCGUCGCCUACCAGAGAAACCUCGGCCUCUCCGUCACCGGCGUGCUCGAUUCGGAUACCGUCGCCGCGAUCAUCUCCCCCCGCUGUGGGGUCAGCGACCACGCCGGAGCGGUCCACGGCACCCGCCGCUACGCCUACUUCUACGGGGAGCCGCGGUGGGCGAAGUCGCCGCCGAUAACGCUGACCUACGCCUUCUCGCCGGAGAACACGAUAGACUACAUCCCGGGACCCGACAUGAAGGCGGCGUUCGAGCGCGCCUUCGCGCGGUGGUCGGCGGUGAUACCGGUGAAUUUCACGGAGGCGGUGGAAUACUGGGCGGCGGAUAUCAAAAUCGGAUUCUACAACGGCGACCACGGCGACGGCGAGCCCUUCGACGGGGUGCUGGGGAUCCUGGCGCACGCGUUCUCCCCGGAGAACGGGAGGUUCCACCUGGACGCGGCAGAGACGUGGGCCGUGGAUUUCGGGCGACAGAAGUCGAAGGCGGCCGUGGACUUGGAAUCGGUGGCCACGCACGAGAUCGGUCACGUGCUGGGGCUGGCCCACUCGGCGGUCAAGGAAGCGAUAAUGUACCCGAGCUUGAGUCCACGCAGCAAGAAGGUGGAGCUGAAGCUCGAUGACGUGGAGGGGAUCCAGGCCCUGUACGGGAUGAACCCAAAUUUCAAGUUCAGCUCUUUGAUCGAGUCUGACAGGUCUCCAAGCUGGGCCGUCCGAUUGCAGAUCGGCUGUUCUUUGUCUUUGUGGCACAUUCUAGCCCUGAUGAUUCCAUUCGUUUUCUGAUUUCUAAAUUUUAUUUUUCGGCCCCCAAAUUUCAUUCUUAUUAUGAUUUCACACCUGUACAGUAUAGACAGACAGGGCCUCAUACCAGAAGGAAUUGAAUACUUCAGUUUACACCUCGAAUUUCAUGAAAUGUUUGUUCCUGCUUUCUUUUUUUUU